AUGCCAGUCUCAUCAUUCGUCGAGCUAACACACCCUGAGAAUCCCAAAACCUCCUGCAGAAUCUCCCAUCAGGGUGCCACAGUCGUUUCGUGGAAGGUUGAAAACAAGGAACAGAUCUGGACAGAAGAUGCAGCUGGGGGGAUCCCUCUCGUGUUUCCCGUCUACGGCAGAUCCAAAGGCUCGCGAGAAAGUGGAUUCUCCAGAAAUGCCACUUGGAGGUAUGUGGGUGAAUGCCCCUCUGCUAACCCUACGGUUCAGCUCCAGCUUCAGUCAAAAGAUGUGGACCCGUCAGUGGUGGCUCAUUGGAGCAGGGGGGCCGAAUUCACCCUUCUCCUCACGGUUUGCUUGCAACCAACCAAAUUAUCACUUUCGAUUGAGGUGCUCAACGCUGGAUCCGUGCCGUUUUCAUUCCAUUGGCUCUUCCAGAACCACUUGCGUGUUCCUGACAUUACCGAUGUGGUGGUGAACAACUUGCCAGGCCAGCACGUUCACGAUUUGGUUCUCGAUGCACACUAUGUCGAGCAGUCCCCUAUGAUUGGGUUCACGGAGGAGGCCGAGAGGGUAUAUGAGUGUGUACACACACGGAUCCCGGUCCAGGUGAUUGAGUUUGGGAAACCGGUGAUGGAGGUGGACAGGCACAAUCUUCCGGAUGUGGUGUUGUGGACGCCGUGGGCGGCCAAAAAAGGGUGGCAGGCUUUAGUGGGGGUCCAAUCCGGGCACAUUCACAAAUGGAUCGAGUUGAAGGCAGAGGAGAGGUGGCUGGCGACGCAAAUAUUGGAAAAGACCGACGAGAUCAAGAUGGUGGCAUUGUAG
This is a messenger RNA of Babjeviella inositovora NRRL Y-12698, 813 nucleotides long. RefSeq lists its product as uncharacterized. Bases 1 to 813 code for a protein of 270 amino acids. The record is from RefSeq and is a predicted model, not a curated record. Lineage: Eukaryota; Fungi; Ascomycota; Pichiomycetes; Serinales. Gene Ontology annotation, molecular function: carbohydrate binding; isomerase activity. Gene Ontology annotation, biological process: carbohydrate metabolic process. The transcript has a single exon.